GCGUAUUCAAUCGUGAUUCUGCUUUCGGGUCUAGCACCGGGUCUUCAGCCACUUAUCGCAUCUUGGGUAUUUAUACGCACACGCUGUAGACACCGAACGCACCCUUGUUCGGCGUGAAUUCUAAUGGCAGAUUUUGCCUGUUGUGUAUACUAUAACUAAAGCUUUCUCAUCUUUACUGAGAGAUCCUGCGUGUCAGGGCGCGCUACGUGAGUGCGCACCAUGUUGUUCCUGCUCAUCACUUUCUUCAUCCUGUGCCUCCCCUUGGCUCUUCCGUUGCUGUGGCUGCGAGUAAGAACAGUCGAACGCACUAGUCGCCGAAGGUUCGGAGAUGCAACGCAAACAUGGGGGUUCUUUCACCCCUACGCCAAUGCCUGCGGAGGUGGAGAGAAGGUGCUUUGGUCUACAGUUCGAGCGAUCCAAGAAAAGUACCCAAGCCAUCACUGCAUUGUGUAUACAGGUGACCAUGGUGUUUCCGGAGACCAGAUAAUAGAAAAAGCCCAAAAGCGUUUCAAUGUCAAGCUUGAAAAGUCCACGCUUCACUUUGUGUUUCUCCGCAGCCGUUCACUAGUUGAAGCACGCCUGUAUCCAGUAUUCACUAUAUUGGGUCAGAGCCUCGGAUCAAUGAUACUGGGCCUAGAAGCCAUCCUCAGCUUUGUUCCUACCAUAUUCAUCGACAGCACGGGCUACGCGUUUACAAUGCCCAUAUUCAAAUUCCUUGGCGGUUGCAAGGUAAUGUGCUACACACAUUAUCCAACCAUCAGCACCGACAUGUUGAGCUCUGUUGAAAGGAGAGUGCAGGCUCACAACAACAGGGGACUCAUCUCGAGGAGCGCAGUUCUUACACCCAUCAAGCUGCUCUACUACCGCAUAUUUGCCAGGCUAUAUGCGUACUGUGGUUGGUGUGCGGACCUUGUGAUGGUGAAUUCCAGCUGGACAAAGGGACACAUCCUCGAGCUCUGGCAGCUGCCAGUGCGAACUGUCUUGGUGUAUCCCCCGUGCAGCGUUGAAGAGUUCAAAGCGUUGCCCAUUAGUGAAAAAGACAGUGCGUCGAGUGCUGAAUUCAGGGUGCUUUCCUUGUCACAGUUCCGUCCGGAAAAGGACCACGAGUUGCAGCUAAAAGUGCUGGUUGAGCUCAAGGAGCAGUUGCCCGAAUCCGAGUUUUCCAAGAUUAGGUUGGUGAUGAUCGGUGGCUGCAGGAACCAGGAAGAUGAGCAACGGGUCGUUAGUCUCAAGCGCCUUGCUGCAGAGAUGGGAGUUGAGGACUAUGUGGAGUUCAAGCUGAACGUUCCCUUUACAGACUUAAUCUCUGAAAUGAAGAGAGCAUCUGCAGCCAUACACAGCAUGUGGAAUGAGCACUUUGGAAUGUGCGUAGUUGAGUGCAUGGCUGCAGGCCUUCUCAUGGUGGCUCACAAUUCCGGAGGGCCCAAAAUGGACAUAGUGACCGAUUACAACAGCAAGCGCACUGGAUUUCUAGCGGACAGCGUUUCCAGCUACACGGCCGCCUUCAAAACCAUUCUGGAAAUGGCGCCUGAUGAGAGAAGACAGACCAGAGAAAAUGCUAGGCUUUCAUCGGAGAGAUUUUCAGACGAAGUUUUCAGAGAAGCUUUUGUGUCGGCUGUUGAGCCUCUGGCUUCAAAAUUAAAUUAAUGACUGCUGCACAUCAUCACUUAUUAUGUUUGAUAUAAGCAAUCGACAGCCAAUAAACACCUUAAUCUGCGAAAAAGAAAGUGUGUGCAACUAGCAAGUGCGCACCAUGUUGGUGCAAUCAUACAUUGCAGCCCACCUACAGGAGCCAUUGGAUGGCACGAAGAAAAGUGCACUUUUCCCUUUCCUUCGUUUUCCUGUUACUCUCCCCAAACUGCGAUGUGUGCUCCCUUUCAACCGCACUUGGAGAGGGAAAAGGUAUUUGUCUCUCUGUGAGUACAAACCCGUCUUGAUACGUAGUAAAAAGGAUAAGAAAGUGCUCCUAAAAGAGGCUUGCUUUCUGGUGUGGCUGGAGGAUUUGGACAGAUAUCUGCUGACCCACAAGUGAACAACUUCUUCACCUGAUGUACUGGGCAAAUUAGGUUAGAGGUAAGCCUG
Molecule: messenger RNA, 2082 nt
Organism: Rhipicephalus sanguineus (brown dog tick)
Lineage: Eukaryota; Metazoa; Arthropoda; Arachnida; Ixodida; Ixodidae
Gene: Alg11
Product: GDP-Man:Man(3)GlcNAc(2)-PP-Dol alpha-1,2-mannosyltransferase
Exons: 4
Coding region: 220-1647 (475 amino acids)
Biological process (GO): protein N-linked glycosylation
Cellular component (GO): endoplasmic reticulum membrane
Molecular function (GO): GDP-Man:Man(3)GlcNAc(2)-PP-Dol alpha-1,2-mannosyltransferase activity
Source: RefSeq, a predicted model, not a curated record